Molecule: messenger RNA, 4085 nt
Organism: Amblyraja radiata (thorny skate)
Lineage: Eukaryota; Metazoa; Chordata; Chondrichthyes; Rajiformes; Rajidae
Product: PDZ domain-containing RING finger protein 4
Exons: 10
Coding region: 259-3438 (1059 amino acids)
Biological process (GO): protein ubiquitination
Molecular function (GO): ubiquitin-protein transferase activity; protein binding
Source: RefSeq, a predicted model, not a curated record
UUUCGAGAGGUUGUUUUAGAUGGAAUACGGCGCUGUUGGGGAUUGCAGCCACGACUGAUGCUGGCAGGAGAGAGAGAGAGACUCAGCCAAAAGUGCGAGACUCCAGUUGCAGCAACUUAACUCCCAGUCACUCACUUACUCCCUUCCAGCAAGCAGCGCACAGUCUGCCAAUGACUCUGACCGUAGUUUGGCGGCACCGGACAACUUUCUAAACUUGAUCUACAGGACAGAGUGAGAACGAGAGAGGAGAGGGACGAGAUGGGGUACGAGCUGGAUCGUUUCAACGGGGAGGUGGACCCCGAGUUGAAAUGCAACCUGUGCAACAAGGUGCUGGAGGACCCGUUGACCACGCCGUGCGGGCACGUCUUCUGCGCCGGCUGCGUGUUGCCCUGGGUGGUGCAACAGGGCAUGUGCCCGGUGAAGUGCCAGAGGAUGUCCACCAAGGAGCUGAACCACGUCCUGGCACUCAGGAACCUCAUCUCCAAGCUGGACAUCAAGUGUGACUACCGGGCGCGGGGCUGCGGCAAGGUGGUUCAGCUGCAGAGCUUGGCCGAGCAUGUGGAGAUGUGCGAGUACAGCCCGGCUCGCUGCAGGAACAAGGGCUGCAAGGAGGUGCUCAACCUGAAGGACAUGGACAUGCACAUGCGGGAGACUUGCGAGUGCCGGCCGGUGGGGAUGUGCGAGCAGGGCUGCGGGCUGGUGCUGCUGCACCGGGACCUGGCACCGGCCGGUGGCCGCCACUGCUGUGUGCAGGCGCUGCGGGCACAGAGCGGCUCCCUGCAGAUGCAAGCAGCCGGCCUGGCGCAGGAGCUGCGGCAACAAGCGGCCCGUGCCGGCAAACGGGAACAGGCGCUGCUCGCCCGCGUCUCGGCGCUGCAGAGCGAGGUCCAGCUCACCGCCCUGCGCUACCAGAGGAAGGUCCAACACUACAUGGGCCAUGGCAAGGAGGCAGCCGCCCGCUGCGGGGGUGGAGAAAGCAAACCAUUAACUGUAGUUUUGCACAGAGAAAAUGACACUCUUGGAUUUAACAUUAUUGGCGGAAGGCCAAGUCCGAACAGCGAGGACGAUUCUACAAGCGAAGUCAUUUAUGUUUCCAAAGUCACGGAGAAUGGACCCGCGAACAAGCCGGAUGGACUCCAAGUUCACGACAGGAUCAUCGAGGUCAACGGGAAGGAUCUGUCGAAAGCCACACACGAAGAGGCAGUGGAGGCGUUCCGCAACGCCAAGGACCCGAUUGUCGUGCAAGUUCUGCGGAGAACCCCCGUCACAAAAAUCCAUGGCAGCUCCCAGGAGGUCCCGCUGGUGGAUGCUGGCACACAGACAGAAAUCACUUUUGAACACAUCAUGGCUCUGUCCAAGCUCAGAUCAUCUUCCCCUCCGGUUCCCGACAUCUGCCCCUAUCUGCUGUCAGACAGCUGUCAUUCCUUGCACCCUAUGGGACACGACUAUUAUGAAGCUAGUGAUUACCUUCCCAACUUGGUUCAAGACGGAGACAGAGCUGACGAAAUGGAAUAUGAGGAGGUUGAACUCAGCCGCAUCAGCAUCCAGGAGAAGUUGGGCUUGACAGUCUGCUACAGAACAGACGAUGAUGAAGAUGAUACUGGGAUCUAUGUCAGUGAGGUUGACCCCAAUAGCAUUGCUGCCAAAGAUGGGCGCAUCAGGGAAGGAGAUCGGAUCGUGCAGAUAAAUGGCAAGGAUGUCCAAGACCGGGAAGAAGCAGUGGCGUUGCUCUCCAGCGAGGAAAGCAGAAAUAUUCUCCUGCUGGUUGCUAGACCCGAGAUUCAGUUGGAUGAGGGUUGGCUGGAUGAUGAUCGAAAUGAUUAUCUCGAUGAGCUACACAUGGACAUAUUAGAAGAACAACACAAUCAAGCAAUGCAAUUCACAGCCACAGGUCUUGAGCAGCAGAAAAAGCACGAGGAAGAUGGUGGAACAACAGACACGGCAACUACCUCCUCCAAUAACCACGAGAAAGACAGUGGGCUUGGCCGUACGGAUGACAGUGUGAGGAACGAUGAGAGCUCGGAGCAGGAGAUCCUGGGAGAGGAGCAGAACAGCACCUUGCUCGAGAGCCAGCGAGAGCUAGGCUAUAGUCAGGACACUUUGGGCAGCAGCGAGCUCCAAUGCAACGAGAGCUUUGUGUCGGGCGAAUACAACGAUUCCGACUUUGUCGGCACCCAGGACGAAGACUGCGAGAGGUUCAAGGAGCUCCUGGAGCUGAAGUGCAAGAUGAACAACCGCAGCCAGUUUGACCUUUACUAUUCCACCAGCACCAUAGAAUGCGGCAAGAGGCAGCAAGAGGUGAUGGAUCGGGAACUGGAGAUACUCAACGAGGAGCUGAGGAACAUUGAGCUGGAGUGCCAGAACAUCAUGCAGGCUCACCAGCUGCAGAAGGUGAGGGAGGAGUAUGGGGACGUGUGGUCCAUCCAUGGCAGCAGCUUCAGGAACUACAACACCAGCGUCGACACACAGAGGGGGAAGCUGGCCGACAUCCUGGAGCACCCUGAGAAAUCGGACAAGGACAGCUCAAGCGCCUACAACACGGCCGAGAGCUGCAGCAGCACCCCGCUUACGGUGGACCGCUCCCCGGACAGCUCUCUCCAGCGAAUGGUCUGCAUCAUCAACAAGAAGAACCUACGGAGCGCCGUCGAGCAGGCGCCGCCAUCGCCCAGGGAAGUCAGCCCCGCCGUCAGCAGCUCCUCGGAGACGCCAGAGACAGCUGUGCCUGGGGAGGACCCGGGGAACCUGACGGAGGGGAGCAAGUCGGGGGAGCAGGAGUGCGGUGGCGGGGAGCGGAUCCCUUACCUGUCGCAUUACCACAGCUCCCCUCACAGGCACGUCAACAUCCCCGCCCACGCCCGCCAUUACCAGAGCUACAUGCACCUGAUCCAGCAGAAGUCGGCGGUGGAGUACACCAACAGCCAGCUCAGCCUGGUCAGCGCCUGCAAGGACUCGCAGAGGGCAGGGGGCGAGGCAGAGAUGGCCGGUGGCUCCAAGUUGGAUUGGAAGGUGAAGGUGCGCAGCGACGGCUCGCGCUACAUCACCAAGCGGCCGGCACGCGACCGCCUGCUGCGCGAGCGAGCGCUCCGGAUCCGCGAGGAGCGCCGCGGCCUGACGACGGACGACGACGCGGUGAGCGAGCUGAAGACGGGUCGUUACUGGAGCCGCGAGGAGCGCAAGCAGCACGCGGCGCGCGCCCGCGAGCAACGGCGGCGGCGCGAGCUCAUGCUGCGCAGCCGCCUCGAGUGCCUGCAGGGCGACGGCGCAGAGGGCAAGAAGGAGGUGAGCAUCAUCGAGCUCAGCCACAGAAAGAUGAUGAGGAAGCGCAACAAGAAGAUCUUCGACAACUGGAUGACCAUCCAGGAACUCAUGACACACGGUGCCAAGUCACCAGACGGUACGAGGGUCUACAAUUCCUUCCUCUCGGUCACUACUGUGUAAAAGGAGACACUUGUUUUUUUUAUAUAUAUAAGGACGCUAUCCAUUUUGAGGUAGCAUACAAUUGCCUCGUUAAAUGUGGCAUGUCACUUUUUUCUAUCCGAGGACUGCUUUUGAUCUGAAUCGUGGUUUUUACAAGCAGUUGCUGAUUCACUUUUACAAGAUUUAUAAAUGUGGUAACUGUUUGUAGGUCACAAAUCCCCACCAUCCAUACAGUACGUACAUACCAUGGUCAUCAAUCUCACUAUUUGUAUUAAAAAAGAGCCAUAUUUCAUAUUAUACUAUUGCUAUUGUAACUUAAGAAUCUGAUUUUAUGUCUGUUAAUCAUUACACUAGUUUCUUUUGUAUUAUGUCUAUGUUAUUAAAACUAUAUGACGCCAAUCCCAAUAGCUUUGCAUACUUGAGCUGCCAGCUCUUACAUUACUUUCUAUGCUGCAACAUGGGAACAUCAAAUUAACAUUCAACGUUUUUUUAACUCUCACACUUGUUCAGCCAUGUAUUGUACGAUUAGUCUGUAAAUUAAAAGUGUAUUGUCCAAGUAAAGUGUAGGUGGUUGAGUGCUUCGUACUCUAGUGGAUAUGAUGCUGUAGUCAGGUAAAUUAUGUGGUUAUUGUGAAGAUAAAAUAAAUUAUUGCUUAUAUUUGAAGAAA